AUGAGGAUGAAAAUUGCAAUUUCUAUUGCUAAUGGCCUUGCAUUUUUACAUGAAGAAGCUUCAAAACCAUUAAUACUCCAUGAUUUUAAGACAUCUAAGGUUCUAUUGGAUAGGGAUGGUAACGCAAAACUUUGGGAUUUUGUUCUUGUGAGAGAAAUUCAUGUGACAUCUAAAAAUAUUGUUGAGGCAGGACACAUUACUUCCGAGAGCAAUGUUUAUACCUUUGGGAUUGUUCUACUUGAAAUGCUAACAGGAAGAAGAGCUUUGGAUCAAGGAAUGGCAAUAGAAGAACAAAACUUGAUAGAAUGGUUAAGACCUCAUCUUAAAAACAAAGCAAGUUUUCAUUAUUUAAUGGAUCCUAGACUUGAAGGUCAAUACCCAACAAAAUGUGCUCAUAGGACAAUGAGAUUAGCUACUCAUUGUCUUCGCCAAGACCCAAAAGCAAGACCUGUUAUGAGUGAAGUAGUUUAUAAAUUGAAGUAUUUGCAUGAUGACAUGGUUCAUGAGCUUGGUCCUUCCAACCAUUGUAGUGUUAAUAAGUAUGGUCUUGGAAUAGGUUCAUCACCAAAUGUUUUAAGGUGCUUUCAAGCCUCGCCACAGUGUCAAUAUUAUCCUCUACCUCUACCACCAAAUCCUAAUGUUGGAUCUUCAUACAAAUUCUAA
Sphenostylis stenocarpa is the source of this 663-nucleotide messenger RNA. The record is from the annotation of a GenBank genome assembly. Lineage: Eukaryota; Viridiplantae; Streptophyta; Magnoliopsida; Fabales; Fabaceae.